AUGAGGAGAGGCGAUCGGAGAUCGUGCGAGCUUAGCUCCGGCGUCUCAUGGGCCGACAGAUUGCAGUGGUAUAAGAGGAAGAGGAAGGAAGAGAUCAGCGACGACUUCCAGGCGAUGGUGGCUAGAGGACCUGCGACAAUCGGGAAAGAUGUGGCGUACAAGAUGUUUGCGAUGUUUCCGUUAGCCGUCGAGCGGGUGGUGCUCUGCUGCGCCGGCGUGUGCCUCGAGGAGAGGGAUCUCGCCGAGGGCCUCUUUGUCGUUUCGAAUGCGGAUGACGCGGUGGAGAUCCUUUUGCCCCAGUCGCCGGAAAAGCUUCGUCAGCUCGUCUGGCUAUCCCUCGUCCACCCACCGCGCAUAAUGCCAUCUUGCUUCCUCCAGGACUACAUACAGGUGAUGUGCACAGUUUAUGCAAAAGAGAAGAUAGGGUUACUUCAUGCUUUAAUCUAUGAAAGAAAACACUUGGUCCUUCCAGAGAUUGCACAGCCAACCUUGAUAGUUUGGGGCGAGAAAGAUCGAAUUUUUCCUUUAGAGUUGGGUCACAGAUUAAAGAGGCAUUUAGGAGAUAGAGCUCAGCUAGUAGUCAUCAGGAAUGUUGGGCAUGCUGUUAAUCUUGAGAAGUCCAGAGAAUUUUGUGAGAAUAUAAUCAAAUUCUGCCAUGAUUCUUCCUUCAAUGAUCACAAUUUGCAGAAGUUUGAAGAAACGUUGCAUUUCUGCAACAACAGUGCUUUUUGCAAGAAAGCGUUUGCAGAGAAGAAAGCAUUUCAUUUCUGCAAGCUUUCUUUCUGCAGCAAAUUGUUUAAUCUGUUCAAAUCUCACAAAGAUCCUAGGCAAAAUCCAAUUGCUUAUUCCUCUAGUAGAAGUAAACAGAUUGUUGGCUUCGAGGUUGGCUAG
Molecule: messenger RNA, 891 nt
Organism: Zingiber officinale
Lineage: Eukaryota; Viridiplantae; Streptophyta; Magnoliopsida; Zingiberales; Zingiberaceae
Exons: 8
Coding region: 1-891 (296 amino acids)
Source: RefSeq, a predicted model, not a curated record